Molecule: messenger RNA, 3419 nt
Organism: Elephantulus edwardii (Cape elephant shrew)
Lineage: Eukaryota; Metazoa; Chordata; Mammalia; Macroscelidea; Macroscelididae
Gene: ATP1A3
Product: ATPase, Na+/K+ transporting, alpha 3 polypeptide
Exons: 23
Coding region: 190-3273 (1027 amino acids)
Biological process (GO): potassium ion import across plasma membrane; intracellular potassium ion homeostasis; intracellular sodium ion homeostasis
Cellular component (GO): membrane
Molecular function (GO): P-type sodium:potassium-exchanging transporter activity; ATP binding; ATP hydrolysis activity
Source: RefSeq, a predicted model, not a curated record
CCCGCAGGUGCGGACAUAUGAAGAGGCGGAGGCGGCGGCCACCGCAGCCUCUGUGCGGAGGGACGGACGGACGGACCGAGGCGCGGGCGUUGCAGAGGCCCCAGCCAGAGCCCGCGCCUGAGCCCGCCCUGAGGCCCCUGCUCGGCCCCCGUCCCGCCCGCCCGCCCCUCUUCCCGCGGAGCCGCCAAGAUGGGGUCUGGUCGCUCUGACAGCUAUCGUGUCGCCACCUCGCAGGACAAGAAAGAUGACAAGGGCUCGCCCAAGAAGGGCAAGGGCACUAAGGAGCGCCGGGAUCUUGAUGAUCUCAAGAAGGAGGUGGCGAUGACAGAGCACAAGAUGUCCGUUGAAGAGGUCUGCCGGAAGUACAACACGGACUGUGUGCAGGGUCUGACCCACAGCAAAGCACAGGAGAUCCUGGCCCGAGAUGGACCCAACGCGCUCACGCCACCACCCACUACCCCAGAGUGGGUCAAGUUCUGUCGCCAGCUCUUCGGGGGCUUCUCCAUCCUGCUGUGGAUUGGGGCCAUUCUUUGCUUCCUGGCUUACGGCAUCCAGGCUGGCACGGAAGAUGACCCAGCUGGUGACAAUCUGUACCUGGGCAUCGUGCUGGCAGCCGUGGUCAUCAUCACCGGCUGCUUCUCCUACUACCAGGAGGCCAAGAGCUCCAAGAUUAUGGAAUCCUUCAAGAACAUGGUUCCCCAGCAAGCCUUGGUGAUCCGGGAAGGUGAAAAGAUGCAGGUAAAUGCUGAAGAGGUGGUGGUUGGAGACCUGGUGGAGAUCAAGGGUGGAGACCGAGUCCCAGCUGAUCUGCGAAUCAUCUCAGCGCACGGCUGCAAGGUUGACAACUCCUCCCUGACGGGAGAAUCCGAGCCCCAGACUCGCUCUCCUGACUGCACACAUGACAACCCCCUGGAGACUCGGAAUAUCACCUUCUUUUCAACCAACUGCGUGGAGGGCACUGCUCGGGGCGUGGUGGUGGCGACCGGGGACCGCACCGUCAUGGGACGCAUCGCCACGUUGGCCUCGGGGCUGGAGGUGGGCAAGACGCCCAUCGCCAUCGAGAUCGAGCACUUCAUCCAGCUCAUCACUGGUGUGGCCGUCUUCCUGGGUGUCUCCUUCUUCAUCCUCUCCCUCAUCCUGGGGUACACGUGGCUCGAGGCCGUCAUCUUCCUCAUUGGCAUCAUCGUGGCUAAUGUCCCUGAGGGUCUCCUGGCUACUGUCACUGUGUGUCUGACGCUGACCGCCAAGCGCAUGGCUCGGAAGAACUGCCUCGUGAAAAACCUGGAGGCCGUUGAGACCCUGGGCUCCACGUCUACCAUCUGCUCAGACAAAACAGGGACCCUCACCCAGAACCGCAUGACAGUCGCCCACAUGUGGUUUGACAACCAGAUCCAUGAGGCAGAUACCACCGAGGACCAGUCAGGCACCUCAUUUGACAAGAGCUCACACACCUGGGUCGCCCUGUCCCACAUCGCCGGCCUCUGCAAUCGUGCCGUCUUCAAGGGUGGUCAGGACAACAUCCCCGUGCUGAAGAGGGACGUGGCCGGGGAUGCCUCGGAGUCUGCCCUGCUCAAGUGCAUUGAGCUGUCCUCCGGCUCUGUGAAGCUGAUGCGGGAACGCAACAAGAAGGUGGCUGAGAUUCCCUUCAACUCCACCAACAAGUACCAGCUGUCCAUCCAUGAGACCGAGGACCCCAACGACAAUAGGUACCUUCUGGUGAUGAAGGGCGCCCCCGAGCGCAUCCUAGACCGCUGCUCCACCAUCCUGCUGCAGGGCAAAGAGCAGCCGCUGGACGAGGAGAUGAAGGAGGCCUUCCAAAACGCCUACCUCGAGCUCGGAGGCCUGGGCGAGCGUGUGCUGGGCUUCUGCCACUACUACCUGCCGGAGGAGCAGUUCCCCAAGGGCUUUGCCUUCGACUGCGACGAUGUGAAUUUCACCACGGACAACCUGUGCUUUGUGGGCCUCAUGUCCAUGAUUGACCCACCCCGGGCAGCCGUCCCAGACGCGGUGGGCAAGUGCCGAAGCGCAGGCAUCAAGGUCAUCAUGGUCACAGGCGAUCACCCCAUCACAGCCAAGGCCAUUGCCAAGGGUGUGGGCAUCAUCUCUGAGGGCAACGAGACAGUGGAGGACAUUGCAGCCAGGCUCAACAUCCCUGUGAGCCAGGUCAACCCUCGGGAUGCCAAGGCCUGUGUGAUCCACGGCACUGACCUCAAAGACUUCACCUCCGAGCAGAUCGACGAGAUCCUGCAGAACCACACUGAGAUCGUCUUCGCCCGCACCUCCCCACAGCAGAAACUCAUCAUAGUGGAGGGCUGCCAGCGCCAGGGAGCCAUCGUGGCUGUAACUGGCGAUGGUGUCAACGACUCCCCUGCUCUGAAGAAAGCCGACAUCGGAGUGGCCAUGGGCAUCGCCGGCUCAGACGUCUCCAAACAGGCAGCCGACAUGAUUCUGCUGGACGACAACUUUGCCUCCAUUGUCACAGGCGUGGAGGAAGGCCGCCUGAUCUUUGACAACCUGAAGAAGUCCAUCGCCUACACCCUGACCAGCAACAUUCCCGAGAUCACACCUUUCCUGCUUUUCAUCAUGGCCAACAUCCCCCUGCCCCUGGGCACCAUCACCAUCCUGUGCAUCGACCUGGGCACUGAUAUGGUCCCCGCCAUCUCACUGGCCUAUGAGGCUGCUGAGAGUGACAUCAUGAAGAGACAGCCCAGGAACCCACGGACUGACAAGCUGGUCAAUGAGAGGCUCAUCAGCAUGGCCUACGGACAGAUCGGAAUGAUCCAGGCGCUUGGAGGCUUCUUCUCCUACUUUGUGAUCCUGGCAGAAAAUGGCUUCUUACCUGGCAACCUGGUGGGUAUUCGGCUGAAUUGGGAUGACCGCACCGUCAAUGACCUGGAGGACAGCUACGGACAGCAGUGGACAUACGAGCAGAGGAAAGUGGUGGAGUUCACGUGCCACACGGCCUUCUUCGUGAGCAUCGUGGUGGUGCAGUGGGCUGACCUCAUCAUCUGCAAGACCAGAAGGAACUCCGUCUUCCAGCAGGGCAUGAAGAACAAGAUUCUGAUCUUCGGGCUGUUUGAGGAAACGGCCCUGGCCGCCUUCCUGUCCUACUGCCCUGGCAUGGAUGUGGCCCUCCGCAUGUACCCUCUCAAGCCUAGCUGGUGGUUCUGUGCCUUCCCCUAUAGUUUCCUCAUCUUCGUCUACGACGAAAUCCGCAAACUCAUCUUGCGCAGGAACCCUGGGGGUUGGGUGGAGAAAGAAACCUACUACUGACCUCUUUCCUGCCACAUCGCCGUCUCUCCUCUGGCCCCCCUGCCCAGGACAGCCCUGUCCAGUCCCCACCAUUUUGUAUUCUGGGGAAAGGGGCCCUCUCUCCCGAGGCCCCACCUUGGCCCCCACCCCUCCAGUGGUCUCCGGCC